Messenger RNA from Eucalyptus grandis, 1433 nucleotides. RefSeq lists its product as uncharacterized. NCBI's taxonomy places the organism in Eukaryota, Viridiplantae, Streptophyta, Magnoliopsida, Myrtales, Myrtaceae. Bases 113 to 1162 code for a protein of 349 amino acids. The transcript is spliced from 3 exons. The record is from RefSeq and is a predicted model, not a curated record.
ACUUCUCUGUCCAAAACUCAUAAAACCAAGUGUAGUCAUACAAAGUUGUAUCCAAGUUGUGCUGCACACCCGCUGCAUCUCUUCCCUCUCCCUCCUUUCGCACCAUCCCCACAUGGAGAACAGUGAGAUGGAGCUCCUCUUCCUCUCUUUCCUCCUCCUCUUGACCCUCUUCCUCUCCAUUUCUCUUCGUCUCAUGUCUGCUCAACACCCACGCCGGCAACGACGACGACCUGAACCCAUGCAAAAACGCAAAGGCUCGAGGAAGAGAACUCCUCAACCUACGAAUUCUUUGGUCCUUAACUCCGUAUCAGUCUCAAAUGAGAAUGCUAGCAUCAUUAGCAAGCUCCUCGGAUCCAGUUUCCAACGCCUCAUUCAAAAGCUCUUUCCAUUUUAUCUCCAGCCUUGGACGCGCCAGGAGUCGACCCACAUCGGUGGACUUCCUCUUCCAUGGUUCAUCAAACCCCAAAUAUUGCGGAACUUGGAAGCAAGUUGUGACCUCAGGGAACAAGUCGCCGUGUUGGCAGACGGUGAUGAGAGAGAUGAUUGCCCUACUGUAGCGACUGACCUGUCUCUGUACGACCGAAACUAUGGUAAUCACAGCGUUGAGCAUUCUUCAACGAGAUCUGCUGACCCCUUUCAAGAUCUCUUAUCUGGGUUCUCGUCGAUGGAGAUGAAAUUGUCCGUUUGCUCGCAAGAUCUGUCUUGGCAUGAGCUUACUCUUGGUUCAAAGAUUCAUCAUUCUGCAGGGUCGCCAGAUCUCUUGCGUAAAUUCUUGAGAGGAGCAGAGAAGGUCAUUGAGGUUACCAUAACGAAGGGAAGAGGGAAUAUGCUUAUUCGGUCGGAGGAGACAUUGCAGAUGAUGAGCUGCUGGGGGAAUAAUAUUUUGAGCGAGGUGUCGACAGUCGUGCCGUCUUCGCCGAAAGCCAUGGCGAUAUUCAUCAUCACCAGAGAGGAUAGAUCCUCCAAUCCCGAAAGCCAAGAGAUAUCCAAGUAUGCAUCGAAGACACUUCUUAAUGUGGACAGUUCAGACACAAAUGCGGUCGUGAGCAUGAAGAUCUCUGUCUGUCGUCCAACAAGAAACGGCCUCAGCAAGACUGACCGUCUAGCUCUCCCUCGCCCCACGGCGGAUUUACUCGGUCGCCGCACAAUUAGACGCGAUUAGGCCAUGCUUAAUUAGGUAGCUCCCUGUCGUGAUCAUGUCUUAUCAGUAAUUAUCAGUAGCCACGCCGGACUGUUGGGGAAGAAAAGAAAGUGCUGGGCGACUCUCCUUGCAACUUCUUCUUCUCAUUUCUUCUUUAUUUGCGCCUGAAAAAGACGUUGUACUGUCGAUGUGCGUGCCCUCCAUCUCCAAGGACAAGAAGGGCCAGGAGCGAGGAGGAGGACACUUGCAUGUAUGUGACCCACGUCUUGAAAUAAAUGUCUAUUGUUGCGAA